Molecule: messenger RNA, 1467 nt
Organism: Colletotrichum spaethianum
Lineage: Eukaryota; Fungi; Ascomycota; Sordariomycetes; Glomerellales; Glomerellaceae
Product: protein esc1
Exons: 3
Coding region: 1-1467 (488 amino acids)
Biological process (GO): positive regulation of transcription by RNA polymerase II
Cellular component (GO): RNA polymerase II transcription regulator complex
Molecular function (GO): protein dimerization activity; DNA-binding transcription factor activity
Source: RefSeq, a predicted model, not a curated record
AUGGACACACAGCGACCAGGUUCUCAGAAGCUCCCUGCGGGAUUGGCAGGGGUUUUGAACCCGGACGAGAACCGCGACUCGGCUUAUUUUUCCAGUACAGAUGCCUCGAGCAAGCACAACUCCGCCGCUUCAGGCAUGGGCACCAAUGUCCUCAGUCCCACCGGCUCUGGCUACCAGUCUUCGCUAGCAGACAAGACGCCUUCACCUGUCACCACGAACAUGGUCCCUCAACCGCUGGUUUCGCCUGCGCAGAGUAAUAUGAGCGUUGCUUCGAUGGUGUCGCCAACAACGGUUGGCGGCACUGAUCCGCGUCGAUUCGAGCGUCCAACGUCAUUGGACUCUGGUGUAGCCCACGACAUGAUGGGUCCCGGGUCUCGCAGAGAGAGCGUCGACAGCAGGAUAAACCAGGGUUUCCACGACAUGAGAUUGGGCGGGAACUCCCCGUACGCAAGCCAUAACCAGUCGACAACCUCGAUACAGAACACCCUUAACCAACAACGCAACCCCCGUAAUGGCCUGGACAACCUUUCCGUACACCGCAUCUCCAACGGGUAUCAACCCAGUAAUGACCGAAACCCCGAGAACCCCAAGAUCAUCCGAACUGCUCCGGCCAUUACCGGUCCUGCGACAAGCAACAUUGCGAGAGCUGCGGAGCCCACAAAGGGUCAGGCAUGGGCGUUCCCCGAGGAAGAUAUACAGCGAAUCGGUCCUCACGACACCUAUCUCGACUCCAGGCGAAGCAGCAUUGCUGAGUCAAUAGCCAGCAGCCAAUUCACGACGGAAUCGAGACUACCACCCGGUCAGAGGCGCUUGGACGAGCCUGCCGACUUCAACAACCGUCUGUCGAGCACGUCUUCCGAGUUCCCUCCCGUUCACCAUCAUUCGUUGCAACAUAAGCAGAUUGGAGACCUGCGCGACGAUGACGCCGCCUCGCGAACCGGUUCCCAGCCGUACAGCCGCACACCCGAGCUGCGCAAGAGCCAUAAGCUGGCGGAGCGGAAGAGAAGGACAGAAAUGAAGGAGCUAUUUGACCAGCUGCGCGACUUGAUGCCGCAGGAGCGCGGCUCCAAGGCAUCCAAGUGGGAAAUUCUUACCAAAGCAAUCUCGGAACACCAACGGAUGGCUGAGGUCAUGCGUAUUGUGCAGUCGCAAAACACUACGCUGGCUCAGGAAAAUGACGGCCUUCGGCAGGAUAACCACAACCUACGCGUCGACAUUCAGCGUAUGCAGAACGAGUUGCACAACAUGCGGCUACAACAAUCUCCGCCAGGCCAGGCGCCAGCUCAGUCACAGGCCGCCCCACCGCCUCCGCCGUCAGCGGCCUACCAGACAGAUCCCUACGCGAAUCGUCGUGAGUUGCCACCUAUUCGGGGCUUGAACGGCAGCAUUACCAACGGACCGGAUUCAAUGACCGGCGUUCAAUACGAGGCCCCGAGGAUCAAUGGGUACCGUCCCGAAAGGUACUGA